AUGGAGGAUAAAGAAAAUGCCGGAGAGAACAUAAGUAGCGCUGACGCAGACCCCGAGAUUGAUGUGGCAAAAUCACGGAAAGAAAUUUUUGUUGAGGCACAAGGCAACAAGCUUGAAGACAAAAUAGAAAAACUAGAACACGAAUUGAUACAGUUGAAGGAAGAACAUUUGAAGCUUUCGAAUGAGUUAUCAAGGGAAAAAGGAUAUGUUAAAGGUGUAACCGACGGCUCGUUUAACCAAUCGUUCCAAAAAGAUUACGAUAAAGAAAUGAAACGACAUAUCCGUCAAUUGAAAAAGUACAACGAGUUGAAAGAUCUGGGAAUGGGGAUUAUACAGCUUAUUGCAGAUCAAAAACAGUCCACACUAAGAGGUAUUAUGGAUGAGAUGGGAAUUGAGCCAGAUGAUAAGUAG
Messenger RNA from Pichia membranifaciens NRRL Y-2026, 411 nucleotides. RefSeq lists its product as hypothetical. Gene Ontology annotation, cellular component: Swi5-Sfr1 complex; Swi5-Swi2 complex. The record is from RefSeq and is a predicted model, not a curated record. Lineage: Eukaryota; Fungi; Ascomycota; Pichiomycetes; Pichiales; Pichiaceae. The coding region runs from base 1 to 411 and encodes 136 amino acids. Gene Ontology annotation, biological process: meiotic joint molecule formation; meiotic DNA recombinase assembly involved in reciprocal meiotic recombination; double-strand break repair via homologous recombination. The transcript has a single exon.